Molecule: messenger RNA, 297 nt
Organism: Symbiodinium necroappetens
Lineage: Eukaryota; Dinophyceae; Suessiales; Symbiodiniaceae
Source: the annotation of a GenBank genome assembly
AUGCAGGAACGGAAGAAGCUCAGCCCAUUUGGCGCCUUCGACGGCUGGCUUGCCAUCACCAAGCCUGAGUCUACCCUCAGUGGUGUCGAGCAGACCAAACAUCAGGUGGUGGUCUUGCAGAGACUGGCGGGGGACGAUAGCUCACCUCCCAAGAGCGGUCAAUCGGCCUUCCCAUUCUGCCUGCAGGAUCCGUCAGGGGGCUGCACAUACCGCAGCAAGAAGCUGGCAAUUCUCCAGUACGGGUUUGCUGCUCUGCAGCAGCUGAAGAUCUCUUCAAAAGGCUACUUGAAGAUGGAG